Messenger RNA from Laetiporus sulphureus 93-53, 795 nucleotides. RefSeq names its product histone-fold-containing protein. The record is from RefSeq and is a predicted model, not a curated record. The transcript has 4 exons. Gene Ontology annotation, cellular component: nucleosome. Lineage: Eukaryota; Fungi; Basidiomycota; Agaricomycetes; Polyporales; Laetiporaceae. Bases 137 to 607 code for a protein of 156 amino acids. Gene Ontology annotation, molecular function: protein heterodimerization activity; structural constituent of chromatin; DNA binding.
CUGCUCUGGCACCGUCCUCUAUCCUGCUAUAUCUCACAGUGUCCCAGCUGCUCUCUGCUCUCUCCUUUGAGUAAUCUCGUCUAGCCGCCACUUCGCGCUUGUCUCGCCGACAUUUGUUCGCGUCCGAUAUUCCAAAAUGCCUUCACCAAAAAAAGGAUCAAAGGCCGCAGGCGCCACCAAGGCCGCUCCUCCCAGCACUUCAUCCGUCAUUCCGCCGUCUAUAACGGCAAAUGAACCGGUGCAGGCCCAGCAGCGCAUGCUGCAGACGCGUAGUGCGAAGGCUGGUUUGCAGUUCCCUGUCGGUCGUAUCCACCGUUACCUCAAGCAGAGGACACAACAUAAUGUCAGGAUAGGCGCGAAGGCCGCAGUGUACACGUCUGCGAUACUGGAAUACCUGACUGCGGAGGUUUUGGAACUUGCUGGUAAUGCCUCGAAAGAUCUGCGUGUGAAGCGUAUCACGCCUCGCCAUCUGCAACUGGCCAUCCGGGGCGACGAGGAGCUGGACACGCUCGUGCGCGCCACAAUCGCGGGUGGAGGUGUACUGCCCUUCAUCCACAAGAGCUUGACCGUCAACAAGGGGCAGAAGAAGCCAGAAACGGUACAAUGAUUGUAUUCCUAGCCCAUCUACGGGGCUUUGUGAGAGCGAUGAUUAUCAUGAUAUGUGCUACUGGAUCUUAUAUCCUGUCUGUGCUUGACCAUGGGAAGUUUGGUUGCUGGUCGUGUAUCUGACGAUAUGUAAUACCAUAGUUGCCUCAGUCAAUUGGCAAGAUAUCCGCUCGCGCAUUCUGCACGGUG